UUGCGCCGCAGUAUUGGUCGAUCCCGCUUCGCCAACGGCGGAGUUAGAGGUUCUCCCAUUACCCCUUGAGCACGUUCGUUAAAUUUUCUUGGCAAAUAAUUAACACUACGGCGUCGUUGAAUUUGAUCAAGAAAUAAGUCGAUUGAAUUGUGUUCAUUGCAAAAAAAUAGCCAUUAAACAUUUCAAAAGUGACGUGAUCAAAGAUCCGGCUGAGGAACGGAAGUCAUUCGUGAUUACACUUAGCUGUGUCGACGGAAGUAUUUGUCAAUAAACUCUAACUGAUUUUUAACUAACUCAAGCUAAAUUGAAGAACUAUUUGAAAUUUAAAUAAAAAUGAUUCCAAAGACGUCUGUGAGGACUGUUGACACAACUUAAAUAGAUUAUUUUAUCAGCAAGAUUAUCAUAAAAGUAAUAGACUGAAGUAAGGUUUUAAGAAAAUUUAUUGGAUCAAAUAGUGAAAGAAGUAGCAGAGCGAUACGAGGCUGUCGAGUGAUGGAUGAAUGGGAGUAAGCACGGCGCCUGAGCAGCACAGGCGUGGGCGUCGGUGCCGGUGGGAGCCUCUGGAUGUCGAGGCAGUGGCACCAGCUGCGUCAGUGGCAGUGAUGGCCCCUGCUCUGACGGAAGGUGGUCCUCAAAAGCCUGACGACUUGCUUACCCCUUUACCGGCUAGUGGAUUUCUUUCCCCAGAGCAGGCUGCACAGGUUUGCCAGAAUCGUGAGGUCCUGGCAAAGUUCGUAGUAUCAGCGAACGUACAGCCAACGAAAAUAGACGAACAGUGUCUGCGUGGUAUUUCCAAAGAGCUUAUUCGCGAUGUCAUCAAUUCUAAAUACUCAAAUGGUCUCGAUAGUUUGUCGAUGUUCGCGAACGGAUCUGACUUGAUCACGCGAGAGCGAAAAAAUCACAACGACGAGGCCAAGGAACUGGAUUACGAGGAGGAGGCGUUGGUGGAGGAGGAUUUUAGGACUGAGGAGUGUCCGGUAAUGCCGGACAGUAGUGAACCCGAGUCUAGUGAUAUUAUAAUGAGUGAACCUUCUUCUAAUGCUCAGAACGACGAGAUGGGAUUCUUGAAAGCCAGUGAAGAUGUGCCUAUGGGUGGCGUAAGUCUUCCAACAGACAAAGAUCUCGCCCGAAUAAUGGAAUUUAACCCUGAGUUACCAACUAAUGUUGGAGACAUAGGAAAUGUUGUUGGUGACAUUGUUGGCCAAAAUGUUGAAGAUAUUCUUCAGGUAAUCAGUUCAAUAGAAGGUGGUGAAACCCCUAUGGUAACCGGCGAUGCAAUUUUACCAAGUGGAUCAACGGAAUCUGGUGUCACUCCUGGUGUUGAAAUGUUUCCCAUGUCUGAAAGUUUCUCGUCGUUCGAGCGUGACCUUCUCAAUGAUGUUAAUGAUGUAAUGAAUUUAGUAAAUGAAAAUAUAAAUAUGAAUGAAAACAUGGGAGAAUCCUCAGAAGCGCAACGAGACAUCAAUUUGCGUAUACAACAAGAGUCUGUUGAAGAGAAACAUUUUGAGGUCGAGAGGCGUUGUGCUUUCCUUCUACGACGUCUUCGUAAGCUUCAAACAAGAAUUAUAGGUCGUCACAUUGCCGAAGAAAAUACAGGUGUUCUUGAAUUAGCUCAUCACAGUGUUAAAAAAUAUUUUCUCCAAGAACUUUCGAAUAUUUCACCGAAAGGAACUACUCCAAAAAACUUUCCGGAGAUUGGAGGAACUCUUGAUGCGUUUUUACAGAAGAUUGAAAAAUCGUGUGUGGCACAAAGUAAUAGUGUGAAUCGUCAACGUGUGUGUUGUCGAUAUUUUGGAGGCGGAUCGCGUGAUAAUGCACUUGGUGGUAGUAGUAGUAGUAGUAGUGGAUCUAACACCACACGACAUCCAUUGUUCGGAACAGCUCAGGUUAAAAUUGAUGGUGAAGAAGUUGAAAAUGUUGCUGGUUCAUUAGCCACACAAUUGCAUACGGUUGAGUCAAAUCUUGACUCUGAUUGCACGGCCUCCAGUAGCGGUGGAGAAAGCUGUGAUGAAAUGCAAACAUUUAAUAAUCCUCAUCAACAACAGUUACCUAUAUCAAAAAGAGCAGCUUGGAGAUAUGCUCAGGACAGAGCGGGUGUUGCGGCACGUUGGAUGUGGUUGCAAGCACAAAUAUCCGAUCUCGAGUAUAAAAUUCGUCAACAUAAUGAUCUCCAGUGUUAUACGAGAGCAAACAAAGGUUGCGUAGUGUUGGAUAACCCUGAGACAGUGAAUGGAUAUAGUGGAGUAUUGCCAGGGUCGACAGGUCGUUACAACUCGUUAGAAAAUGAACCUUCAGCAAGUAGAACUCGACCAUUUGUUUCGGAAGUGUAUAAAAAACGAAAACUUCUGCGAGUUGAAGGCUUACAUGAAGUUUCAAAACGCGCAGCAAGGGCAUCAACUAUUAGAUGCGAUUGUGAUCGUACUUUAGCAUCAUGUGCACUUUGUACUGGUCGAACGGAUCCAAUGCAACCUCAAGAACCUCUAGAUCAACUUUCAAUACCUGAAAGAAUUGCUCUAGUUGAUCCCUGCUAUCAUCCCGUACUAUCUUUUCCCGAUGAAGUUACUCAUAGUACUCAUUUUGAUGCUAUCAUGAAAUCCGUUGACUGGCAGCAGAAAAUGUUGCGAGGUAGCGUUAGAAUGUCUCGUGUUAAAGACAACAAAGAACCAAUCGAAAGGAGAAAACAGCAAAAUAAAUUACCAGAACAUAAGACCAAGUACACAACAAAGAUUAAAAAAUCAUCAUCGAGUUUGUUAACAGCAAGGAUUAAAAGAAAAAUGUUAAAAGGUAAAAGAUUAAUUCUUGCUCCUGGUAAACAUUUACAAGGAUUAAAUAAAAAACGGGUAAAUAAAGUGUCUCAACAAGCUGAAGAUGAUGAAGAUGUUAGUGCACAAUCGAGUUCCAGUAAACAUUCAUCUCCAGUGCCUUCACCAUUACAGCAACCUACUACUACAGAGAAAGUUUUACCAAAAGAAAAGAGUUCCAAUUCGCACAUACGGCUGAGACAAAAUUCAUAUGAUAUUGACAACAUUGUCAUACCUUAUAGUGUAGCAGCAUCCACAAGAUUGGAAAAACUUCAGUACAAAGAAAUAUUGACGCCAAAGUGGAGGCUUUGUGAAGAAUCAACUAAAGCAGACGUAAAAAAUGGUGUCAUGCAUAGGCCUAGUCAAGAUAGUGAUGUUGAAGAUGUAUCUGAUGAAGCUGUUGCUUUAAGGCAUGAGCGCAGUGAACGUGAAGAAUAUAAACGCUUCAUGACCUACGUUAAUAUGGUUCCACAGAGUCGUAUCCGGCAUAAUCGUCGGGCUGAUAGUCGAGCUGAUAGUGGUGCCAAUACACCAGAUCCCAUGUCGCCUCAUCCUAGUGACAUUAGUGGGGACGUUACUUCACCGAUAACAUCUCCACCUGCAACACCUAUGAGUCACGAUACUGAUCACCACAAUACUCUCGACAAUAGUCAUCGAAAUUCUAUUCAUUAUGCUAUUCGUCGUCGUACUAUUUCAUCAAAUAAAAUUAAAGAAGAGAUGAACAACUCCAUUGCGGAAGAAGAAAAAAAUGAGGUUUUACCAUAUCAAGCAAGAACUUUUCCCUUAUCUGAAGAAGUUUAUGACAAAAUGUUGGAAGUUAUGCCAGAUGGUCAUUGGCAGUCGACAACAUCAACUUUAUGCUCAAGAAUAACGGAUAAAGUUGUUGAAGAGGAAACUGCAUUGGAUUCACCUGAGUCAGAUACUACAGAAUCAGCGUAUUGUGAUGCUGAUGGCGAGGACCCAAAUGACCCAGAAUGGACAGUCGGAGAUGAUCGAGAUGCUGAAAAAGAACGAAUACGUUUAACAGCCAAGAGAUAG
This is a messenger RNA of Chelonus insularis, 3839 nucleotides long. RefSeq names its product non-specific lethal 1 (gene nsl1). The record is from RefSeq and is a predicted model, not a curated record. NCBI's taxonomy places the organism in Eukaryota, Metazoa, Arthropoda, Insecta, Hymenoptera, Braconidae. Gene Ontology annotation, cellular component: NSL complex. The coding region runs from base 501 to 3839 and encodes 1112 amino acids. Gene Ontology annotation, molecular function: histone acetyltransferase binding. The transcript is spliced from 11 exons.